Molecule: messenger RNA, 1747 nt
Organism: Zingiber officinale
Lineage: Eukaryota; Viridiplantae; Streptophyta; Magnoliopsida; Zingiberales; Zingiberaceae
Exons: 3
Coding region: 340-1497 (385 amino acids)
Source: RefSeq, a predicted model, not a curated record
GCAAAACAGCACGCUGUUUUACCAAGAAAUGAGGCCCCGGCACCAAAAUUAAGCGUUGCAAUCUGUGUUCCGAUUCCUCUCUUCCAUUUCGCUCGAUCUAUUUUGGGUUGGCGACGCAGGAACUCGCAAAAAGAUCCAAUCUUUUCGUCUCCGUCGCUGCGAACCAGGCUGCUCAUCUUGUUUCUCCCCCCAAAAUCCUGGCUUUCGAGGUUAAGAAAGAAAGAAAAAAACAUGUUUUUCAAAACAUAGUGGAGCAAGAUUGAAGAUUUUGAAGGAAUAGUUAAUUUUGUUGUUUGCUACUUUGUGAUUGAUCAACCUUGAUCCAUCAAGUUUGAGUAUAUGGAUUUCAAAGAAGGCGAUAGAGUGGAGGUUUGCCAAAGAAAAGGAGAGCAGUUUGGUUCUUGGUUCACUGCUAAGGUUUCAUCUGUGGAUGGAGACUUUUGCACUGUAAAGUAUGAGCUAUUUCUCACAUUUGACGGGAAGCCUGUGGUAGAAACUGUCAAUAAGGAGGAUAUACGAUCUUGCGUGCCGGUUGCACUAUCGAGUUGCAAAGAUAGAUGGAUUGCCAGAGACAUAGUUGAGGUUUUUGAUGCAUUCUCUUGGAGGGUUGGGAAGAUUGUGAAAAUUCUAAAGGGUGAUCGUGUGGUGAUCAAACUCUUUGGCUCGAUACAACUUCGACAGUACUCUGUGUCUGAUCUAAGAGUUCCUCAAGUUUGGCAGAAGAACCAACUGAAUCUGGCUGACACGGCAAAUAGGAAGAAGGAAGUGGCAUGCGAUUACACACCAUUUGAAUUCCAUUCUGCAAGAAAACAAGAUUUUGGCACAAAUCGGGGCAUUGUAAAGCAAGACACAAGUUGUUUGAGAGUAAAACACAAGCGUGUCGGCGGCAAUUCUAUUAGAAAUUUGAAGAGGAAUCUUGACUCCUGCUGCAGGUUUUCUUCUGCUGAUCUGAAUAGAAUAACUGACAAGAAACAGAAAUGGAGUAGAAGAGUACUUCCCAAAGAGGUUGAUGGCCUUUCUUUCCCUAAAGAUAUGAUUUCUGGGCAUUUUCGGCAUGUAUUCAGCAGAGGUACAAUUGCCAGAAAUGCUAUGGGAGACAGGAGCGAAGAUGCGAUGAACUCAUUGUCAAUACCUCUGAUGGUUAGUGAAGAAGAAGAUGAUGAAUGUUCAGUUGCAAGUUGUAGUAGCGGUAAAGAGGCCCUGGCGCACUCUCAUCAGAAUGGACACUUGAAGGGUAACAAAUUCACUAGUAGGGAUGAUGCCAUGUCAUCAUGUUCAUUGAAACGCAUGAAAGAGUUUCAAUCCGAGUACAGAGAUGGACUUGCUGCCAAUGUCCACGAAUUAGAGCUACACGCAUACCGGUCCACGGUGCAAGCCUUUCAUGCAUCGGGUCCUCUCAGUUGGGAGCAGGAGUCGCUUCUAACAAAUCUUCGUCUCUCGCUAAAUAUCUCGAACGAAGAACAUUUACUUCACUUGAGGCAUCUGCUAUCUGCAUGACUUCUUUGUUCAGAAAUGGUAGCUUGUAGGGAAAUCCUAACCUUCUUCGAAGAACACCACAGGAACUAGAAUUUACGUAGAUCUCAUUACUUGCAAAGAGAGGAUGAGGUGAUUCUAGGAAAGCAAAUUUUUCUACUCCUGUGGUAAUUUGUAAAUAUUUGGGAAGAUAUUUAGUUUUCUUGCAAUAAACCAGCACAAAUGAAUUUUUUUCGACAAAGGAAAUAAAAACAUUUCUGCUGCUGUUCUUUCU